AUGGCUUUUGGGUUUGUUGAAGCUUGUGAAGUUAUAUACGCUUUCAUUUGUGUGCUUGGAUUUGUGUUCAACUUUAUGGUUAUCUAUGUAAUCUUUUGCUGCAUUUCAUCCAAAAGUCGUUCCCGGUUAACAUCACGGACUAUCCUAAGUCUUGCCCUUUGUGACCUUUUAGCCACCUUAAAUUUACCAUUUUUUAUAGCUUCAAUGUCCAAUGGAUGGUCAUUUUCAUCAUCUUUAUGUAAACUGUUCACCUUUACACUGAUUUUGGAACAAUUUGCCAAGACUUUUCUCCUUUCUUUGCUUGGCUUGACUUCAGUGGCUCAAUACCGUGGAUCCGUUUAUAACCUGACAACAGCCAAAAUAACCAUCCUUUUGGGUUCCAUUUGGACGAGCUCUUUUGUUUUGGCUUUAACAUUCGCUUCUUUAACCUCUCCUAAUCUUAACUGCGACCUCUUCCUAUCCUAUGAUUUUGCUUUCAAGGAAACCUUCACCUUUACUUAUACAAUUUGUGUCCUCUUUUUACCCAUAAUGAUACUUUCCUUGCUCCUCCAUCAAUCUCGAAGUGAACCUUUCGAACCAACUGAAUCAGUAAUUGAGCUCUUUGAACUCACCAUUGGCCUUCUUUCAGUUCACAUUACACUAUCGUUGGGUCAUGUUAUCGGUACAUGGAUAACGACCUUUUCCAAGGUUCCACCAGGUAUUCCUGAGCCGGCUUGGAAGGUUCAAUGGAUUAUGGUUUCUGGUAUUAUUUGGUGUUCAUUACGCUUUGUAUUUCCAAUUAUUUAUACAUAUUUUUGGACUGAAUUUAGGAAAGGAUUAAUUGCCAUCUUCACAGAUUCACUAGAGUAUCGUCCAAUGGCUCGUUAUGAAAACUCAAAGGGACCUUUAUGA
Molecule: messenger RNA, 891 nt
Organism: Tetranychus urticae (two-spotted spider mite)
Lineage: Eukaryota; Metazoa; Arthropoda; Arachnida; Trombidiformes; Tetranychidae
Biological process (GO): neuropeptide signaling pathway
Cellular component (GO): plasma membrane; neuron projection
Molecular function (GO): neuropeptide binding; G protein-coupled receptor activity
Source: RefSeq, a predicted model, not a curated record